Zea mays is the source of this 2065-nucleotide messenger RNA. RefSeq names its product nuA3 HAT complex component NTO1. The transcript is spliced from 8 exons. The record is from RefSeq and is a predicted model, not a curated record. NCBI's taxonomy places the organism in Eukaryota, Viridiplantae, Streptophyta, Magnoliopsida, Poales, Poaceae. The coding region runs from base 1552 to 1983 and encodes 143 amino acids. Gene Ontology annotation, biological process: regulation of transcription by RNA polymerase II.
UUGGUAUUCUUAUCACUUAUCAGCCAUCCUGAUUGCAAGCUGGUUGUUAUCCAUGAUGACUAUAGCUUAACUUCCAAGCUGCCAAGGGAGAGAACUUCUGUUGUAACGAUAUCUGGCCUUUGAAGUACUUGGUUCCAUGUAUGAGGGAAGAUCUGUUUGCCAGGGUAUGCCUGUUACUUCAGUUUAGCCUUUUGGUUUCAAUUUGCACUUUAUAGAAUUAUACUGGCAGAAAAUAAUAGUUCUCUUUUCAUAGAAAUUUCCCAGUACAUAUUGUCAUAUCAAACUGACCAAUUUAUAUGUUCACUGUUCAGUGAUUUUGUUGCAAAACUGUACCAGUAUUGUGUUAUGUCUCAUGUGUAUUUAUACGUUAUAAUGUUAUACAUUCUCGCACAAGCAGAACUAUAGUAAACAUAUAAAUACAUUUUAUUGCUACAUGGAGUACAAGAGACAGUACCUUGUCGGCUCCCCUCCACAGGACAAUUCGCCGUCUCAUCCCGACUUUGUCGUCUGCCCACCCCGCCCCAUUACCCCAUGGAGGCACUAUGGAAGCAGGCCUCUAGGCUCAAGAACCAGGUCGCUCGGCAGGUUAGUCAUGCCCUUAUCCUCCUCUCGCAAACCGUGAUCCGCAUUUGUAACCAUAAUGGUGGACAUGAUAGAAUUGUUCUACAGGAUGCCCUGGCCAUAUAAUCUCACUUUUGUGCCUUUUUAUUGCUGAUGGCAGAAGAUAAGAAUCACUCAGACCAUGCCUUUUAUUUUCCUGUACAAAAGUUGGAGUUGAGUUUGUAUAAUGUUUUUUUCUAUAGUAUGUUGUGAAGCUAUCGUUUGUAUUUGAUAAAACAAAAAUACCGGUAUGUUCUAUUCUCUAUUAUGUUCUGUCUAUUGAGUCUAUGUAGGAUCUUCCUGCUGCUAUGGGAAAGAGAGGGGUGAAACUUGGCAAGGCAUCCUAUUAAGAGCUGACAGGGGUAAAGAAGCUAAAGUUGGAUGAGCAGGGCAUGCUUCACUAGCUUGUUAUUUUGCUCUACCCAUAUGGCAUGCCGAGUGACUUCAUUGAGGGUUUGGCUUAUAAAGAUACUCUCUCGCCCCACCCCUCCUUAAUUACAUGAUGCUUUUUUUUGGUCGAGUUAAAAUGUGUACAUGUUCAAGUACCUAUACUGAAUUUAUUGUAGUGGUAUCCUUAACAAACAUGUUCUCAGAAACUUCUUCACCAUUACAAUGGAAUGAGAACCACACUUACACUACGGAGCUUGUCGAACGCACCUGGACGUUAGCCGAGUGCAAGGUGCAGGGUCUACUCCGAGGGCAAGGCGCCAUGGCUCGCUGCACCACUAAAUGCAGCAGCAAUCGUCCACGUACUAUCUUGUGUGGAUUCUGUGCUCCGUAUCGCCUCCUACCAGGCCUUUUUAGCUCUUCAUCAGAAGCCCUGUGCAGGUUGGCUCAGGCUUCUUAUGUUUCAGGCUGAAGAGACAUUCCAGCGAGAAGAUCUAUCGGUGCAUAUUGGUUGUUUGACAACCAGAAUGUAAUGGCAAGAAAUUACCCUUUGCACAGUGUGGCAUGUGCCAUGGCACAUCAGGUGCAUUUAGAAAGACUGUAGAUGGGAAGUGGGUUCAUGCUUUCUGUGCUGAGUGGUUGUUGGACACCAAGUAUGUAAGGGGACAAGAUAAACCUGUAGAAGGAACGGAAACCCUUGUAGAGGGAAAGGACACUUGUGUCUGCCUCCACAAUGUUGGCGGGUGCUUAAGGUGUAGCAGUGGGGAUUGCAACAUUACUUUUCAUCCUACUUGCGCUAGAAGUUGUGGUUUUUACAUGAACACAAAAGGGUUUGGCACUACACCACAACACAAAGCAUACUGUGGCAAACACAGCGUACAACAGAAAGAGGCUGAUGCACAACAAUAUGGACCUGAGGAGCUCACGAGCAUGAAACGAAUGAGGAUUAGCAUGCCAGAUUUACAUUAUAUUGUUUCCCUGUGUUUGGUAGCAUAAGAAUGUUUGCACAAUUACUAGAAAUUUAAUGCAAAUAUUUUUAUAGAAUAUUUCAAAUGCUCGAAGCAUUUGGACAUCUACA